This is a messenger RNA of Microplitis demolitor, 2568 nucleotides long. RefSeq names its product neuropeptide-like 1 (gene Nplp1). Bases 133 to 1956 code for a protein of 607 amino acids. NCBI's taxonomy places the organism in Eukaryota, Metazoa, Arthropoda, Insecta, Hymenoptera, Braconidae. The transcript has 5 exons. The record is from RefSeq and is a predicted model, not a curated record.
UUAUAUUUAUUUAUUUAAAUUUUAAAAAUUAUUUAUUGCCACAAAAAAGUACAGACUUAAAUUAAAAUUCAAAAGAAGAAAAAAAAAAUAAGAGAAAUUAAUUUUAGAAUUUUUUUUUAUCUGAAGAUCACGAUGCCGAGUAGUAGACACUUUACUAGUUUAUUACUUAUUCUUUUUGCUAUUAUUGUUGAUCAACUGCAAAUACCUUUGGUAACAUGUCAAGAAGAGGAAGAUAUGCAAUGUUUGCCACGUAAAACAUUUCUAGCGUUUCUUCGGUUGCCGGAAGUCAGUUCAAACUUAGCAGCAUAUUCAAGAUCUGCGCGUAUAAUACAAGACGCGCGGAAUGAUUUCAUGCAUUUGAAGGCUUUGAGUUCGGAAGACACGAGCGACGACACUAAAAUAUGUUUUCCUGCUGAAGUUUACUACGAAAUCUUUAGUGAUCCGACAAUGCGCGCCCACUUGAGUGUAAUCGAGCGCGCACAGAGGAUGGUCGAAAAUCCGGAGCAUGAUGCGGUCAAUUUCGAAACGGAAAAAAGGAGCAUUGCAACCCUCGCUAAAAAUGAUGAUUUACCGGCUUCUAUACAAGAUCGUUAUCAAGGGGAAGAUGAUGAUGAAAAACGCAGUCAAUCAAGUAUGAGUCCUGAUGAAAUACUAAAAAUGUAUGUUGGACAUACACCUGAAGAAUUAGGAAAAAGUGCAGAAGACAUAAUAAAUGAAUAUACAUUACCAAAUGGUGAAAUAGACGUCGAAUCAUUGUCACGUGAUUUCCACAGUACUAAACGUAACGUCGCAGCAUUGGCUCGUGAUUAUGCAUUACCGUCAGGACGAAGAAACAGCGCAUCUGCAGAUUCUCAACAGUCAUCAUUACACGGUGAUAAACGUAACAUCGCAAUGCUCGCACGGGACAGAUUACUCCCAAAGGGUUAUAAACGUAACAUCGGCUCUCUCGGACGGGUGUACAUCGUACCUUCUUAUCAAGGCAAACGUAACAUCGCAGCUCUUGCUCGGGACUCAAUGCUACCUAUGGGCAAACGUUACCUCGGCGCUCUUGUUAAAUCCGGCGGGUAUCCUUACAUCUACAACAAAAGAAACAUCGCUUCAUUAGCAAGAAACGGAGUUUAUAAUUACGUUAAACGUAACAUUGGAACUUUAGCUCGCGAUUGGAACCUACCGCAAUCACGACACAGUCGCUCGUUGAAUGAGAAGGAGUUGGGAGCAGCGCGCAUUGAUUUAGAUAAUUUACAGCGAAUUGAUUCGACAAAACACAAUGACGAUCUUCAUGCUCAUAAUCAUGAUUUUGAUUUAAAUAAAUUUAGUAAAGGAUUCAAGUUAAAUAAAAAUAAAAACAGCAACAAAAGUAUUUUGGAAAGUGAAUUAGUUGAUGCUAAAAAUAAAUCACGCAGUAAGAGACAAAUUGAUUAUUCUGAAGAAUAUCCAUUACCUGUAAUGCAAAACGCCAAUGUAUUAGAUUAUGAUGAUUUUAUGGAAGCACUUAUUGCUGAUUAUCCAAUUGCCGAAAAAAGAUUUAUGGGAGCAGGUACUGCGACUUCAGAGCGGCACGAAAAUGGUGACGUCAAUGACGACGGGACAGACGACGAUAAAGCAAUAAAGCAGACGUUGAUGGGUUAUCAGGACGUGUAUCAACCAAGUAAGAGACAUAUCGGCGCUCUGGCACGUCUCGGUUGGCUACCAUCCUUCAGGGCAGCACGAUUUUCGCGCUCUCCGCGAUAUCUGGUCGGCAGGCAGGAUUCCCCAGAUGGGCCCACGUCCCACGACACCCCCGACCCGGCGACUAGGUCGUUAGACACGUGGAGAAGACCGAGAACCCGCUACAUGCAUCACCAAGAUCUACAUGGUAAUUGUCGAAAUGGUUACAGAAGACACUUAUCAUCAUCACCUACCGAUGACAAUUAUUUAAAUUAUGUACUUUAUCGCGCUUCCAUAAAUAAUAUUUAGACUUAUAAAUAUUAUUCUAUCAAUAUUUUUUUUUUAAUUGCUCAAUUUUUAUUUUCAAUUGCUCAAUACUUUCAUCAGGUUCUACUCUUUAUUUACUACCUCAUUAUUUAAAAUGUACAUACAUAAUAGUCUACACAGAAAAAAAAUAUAUCAAGUCAAGAAAAUAUUUUGGAAGAUAAACGUUUUUGGGAACUAAGUCAAGAUUUUUUUGAGCCGAGAAAAUUUGUCUUGGUCUUAAGAGGUUUCCACUUUAUACGAGAAAAUUGUUUGAAUCAAAGUAUUGGCUUUCAGUAGAGAAUUUUUUUUUUCUGUGCAGAUUUAUUAGAAAUUUGCGUCAAUUAAAAUUUCAAAAAUAUAACAAACGUAUUAUUGAUUAAUUAAUUUAUUUAAUUUUUGAAACUAUCGUAUAGUAUUCACUUGUCUGUAGACGGAAAUAAUUUAUUUUAUUAAGUAAAAAUGUAAUGGCACUGAGCGGGUUCUCUUUGAUGAAAAAUUUAAAUGAGUAUGAAAUGGUUGGAAAAAAUUUUUACAUGUACGUGGUUAACGAUAUAAUUAUAUUGAUAUAUUAGUAAAAUCUCUCAAAAAUUAUUAAAAUUUUAAAUAAUAAUUAUA